UUUAAAAUGGCUGAUGAUGUGCGGUCAAUGGGGAGAUUUCCUCUCUUGCUUUUGUUCAUACUGAUUUUCUUGGGAAUUGCCGAUGCCCAGAUCACAAUAGAAAAUCUCGCAGAAACAUUUGGAAACCUUUUCGGCUCUUUUGGCGGCGGUGAUGAAUGUCUGUAUCGAUGCCCAGACGGGAGCCGUCCCAAGAAGCGUCCCAAUUAUUUCCCCUCAUCAAAUGGCUGUGGAAGUAUGGGUAUUCAGCUGGAUACGUCACAGUUCCCAGACAUGACGAUGUGCUGUAACAAACAUGACUUAUGUUAUGAUACCUGUAACAGUGAGAGGGAUAUUUGUGACUUUGACUUCAAGGAGUGUCUUGAAGAUCUGUGCAAAAAGAGGAAGAAGAAAAUGUCGCAAUCGGAAUUCAAAAACUGUGUGGGAGCCAUGAACCUGAUGUAUGCUGGCACCAUGGCUCUUGGAUGCAGACCCUAUCAAGAGGCCCAGAGAAGUGCCUGCAUCUGUUCCAAGAAACACGGAAAGACAGAAUUAUGACAUCCACUCACAUUAAAUCGUCUACAUAUGUUUAUAUAUUUAUUUGUAAGUAUUUAAGAAAUGCCAGAUUGUGGUUUGGUUUCAAGUAGACUAUUUUGUUAUUGAAGUAGUUUAAAAUGUGAUUCAAGGUGUUUCGAACAAAGCUAUGUAUGUGUGCAGUGAUCAGAAAUCCUACAUUCCCAUACAUUACUCUAUAUAAAAGUGAAAUCAAGUGGUUCAUUCCUAUGAUUGAAAUAAAUUUAUACAGGUGAAUAAUUACUACCGUGUGCAGUAUUUGGUUUGUAAACUUUGGUUGUAACCUUGCCAUUAAGAAAGUAUUAAUUUGAACAGCUGAUACUGAUUCUUUCGUUAUAUCUACCAGUGGUGAUUUAUCAUGAAGAGGAAAUAGCAGCAGAAACCAAAGAUGAUUUUUAUAAAUUUUAUUGGAUAUUAGUUUAUACUAUGAGAACCGAUCCAUGUAUGAACUAUCAUUCACUUGAAGUUCGAUCAUAAUGGACAAGUGUACGUGAAUGGAAGGGAUCAGUGAAUAUCAUGGUGGAUGCAUAUUAUGUGUGGUACUUCAGGCUUUGUAUUUACCUAAUUAACAUAUUGAUCUGUUAAUCAGUCACAUUACAUUAAUUUAGAUAUGUGUGAUUAUUUAAUGUACAGUGGUAUUGGAGAAGGGGAUAUUUUUCUCAUUAUUGUGGCUCAAAUAUUUGUGUAAUGAUGUGUGACAAAUGUAGAUAGGUGGUAAUGAGAUUGCCUUUGUUAGUAUGGCAGAAGUGUUAAAAGAAUGAAAUGUUUUGUAUGGUAGUGUGCUCCCUAAAACCCCAAGAAAUUCAAUGACAGUCAGUGCACGUUUUUGCAUAUUUUAACGUUUUCUUGCCAGUAGGUGGAGCAUAUUAUGUCAUAGCGAUUUUGUCCGUCUGUGAUAGUGUCAGGGCUUUAACUCCCAACACCUAUCUGCAUAGAAUUUUAAUUUUUGGUGAAUAUAUUCAUACUCAGAUGAUGUGUUGCGACUCACAUUUGUCCAUUUUUGCUGUUGUCAUGGUAACCAGAUAACCAUUUUCCGUAUAUAUACUAUAUGGACAGAUAUGAUUUCGUUUUGAGCUCAAACUCCAACGUAUUUCUGCGUAUUGUUUUAAUUUUUGGUGGAUACAUACAUGUACAUACACAGGUGACAAUGUGUCAAGACUCACAUUUGUCCAUUUCCGCUGUUGUCAUGGCUACCACAUUGACAUUUUCCUAUAUAUACUACAUAAAUAGAUAUGAUUUUGUAUCUGGGCUAUAUCUCCAACAGUUUUCCACAUUGAGUUUUAAUUGUUGGUGGAUACAUAGAUACACAGAUAAUGAUGUCUCUCGUCCCAAAUUGGUCCAUUUUCGCAGUUGUCAUGGUUACCAGAUUGCCAUUUUCCUAUAUAUACUUCAUAAAUAGAUACGAUUUUGUAUCCGGGCUAUAUCUCCAACAGUUUUCCACAUUGAGUUUUAAUUUUUUAGUGGAUACAUAGAUACACAGAUAACGAUGUCUCGCGUCUCAAAUUUGUCCAUUUUCGCAGUCGUCAUGGUUACCAGAUUGCCAUUUUCUUAUAAUUCCAACAGUUUUCCACAAUAAGUUUUUAUUUUCUGUGGUUACAUACAGGAACUGAUGACGAAGUCUUGCGUCCAUUUUCUCAGUUGUCAUGGUAACUAGAUAGCCACUUUCUGUUUGUAUACAAUAUAAAUAGAUGUGAUUUUCACGUCCAGGCAACGCACCCCAUACUCCCCCUCCCCGACCUCUGUUUUCCAUGCA
Messenger RNA from Liolophura sinensis, 2302 nucleotides. RefSeq names its product group XIIA secretory phospholipase A2-like. Gene Ontology annotation, cellular component: extracellular region. The record is from RefSeq and is a predicted model, not a curated record. Gene Ontology annotation, biological process: arachidonate secretion; lipid catabolic process; phospholipid metabolic process. The coding region runs from base 7 to 534 and encodes 175 amino acids. Gene Ontology annotation, molecular function: A2-type glycerophospholipase activity; calcium ion binding. The transcript is spliced from 4 exons. NCBI's taxonomy places the organism in Eukaryota, Metazoa, Mollusca, Polyplacophora, Chitonida, Chitonidae.